UCAACAUAAAAGUUUUCAAAAUGAAACUUUUAAGUCUUACUUUACUUUUUGUACUCUGUACUUGCAAUGUUCUAGCGAAUCCUUCGCUAUCUUCUCUUCUUCAAGAAUUAGAGGAGAGAAAUGAAGGACUCGUUGAUAAUCAAAUGGUUGGAGAAGAACUAUUCAGAAGAUCGGAUCCUGAUGAAAAUGAAAUUCUUCGUGGUAUUGAUGAUGAUGAUAAUGAACAGAACAAUGAUGAUGAUGAAAGCAAUCUUGAAGAUAGGGAAGAAGAUGAUGAAUUAGAAUUGAUGCUUAGAGGCAAAGAAACUAAAUUUUGGUGUAAAGCUUGCAAAGUAAAUCCAAAUGCUGACAGAUGUCCCAGAAUCGCUAAAAUAUGCAAGGUCGACUACAAUAUAGAAUACCCUCCUCCGAAACCCAAAAACGGAAGAGCACGUAGCGGAAGAGCACGUAGCGGAAAAAGACGCGGUGGAAGAAGAGGAGGUAGUGCAAGAAGACAUCGCGGAAGAAAAGGUAGAAGAUGGUAAAGAAUGACAACAAGAGAAAGAAUGGAAAUGUUUAACAUAAAUAACUCUAACCCUGCUUUUUUACUUUUAUACUAAAAUUUUCCAAAUAAAAAUAAUGAAUGCAG
Dimorphilus gyrociliatus is the source of this 628-nucleotide messenger RNA. NCBI's taxonomy places the organism in Eukaryota, Metazoa, Annelida, Polychaeta, Dinophilidae. The record is from the annotation of a GenBank genome assembly.